Molecule: messenger RNA, 494 nt
Organism: Orussus abietinus
Lineage: Eukaryota; Metazoa; Arthropoda; Insecta; Hymenoptera; Orussidae
Product: longitudinals lacking protein-like
Exons: 2
Coding region: 76-399 (107 amino acids)
Source: RefSeq, a predicted model, not a curated record
GUCGCUCGAUUAUCAAGUCCUCCUCGGGACUCGAGCGCUCGCGGCGACGACCCGAAGGAGUACGACGCCCUGUGGAUGCUGGAGAGGAAAACCCUGAACAUGGUCGAACCCCAUGAAAGCUUCGACAACUUCCCCGUGGGAGAGAAAUCCUGCGAGGAGCCCUGUUCGAACUACUCUAUGGCGAACGUCUUCACGGGAGACACCUACAUCCCCGUCCAGAAUCCGCAAUAUGUCUGCACGGAUUGCGGGAAGAAGUACAAAUGGCAGGACAGCUUGCGGAGACAUCAACGAGUCGACUGCGGGAACAAGGAGAAAAGGUUCUCCUGCGUCAAGUGCGACCGGAAGUUCAAGUACCGAUACGAGCUGCGCAACCACAUUUUCGCCAUGCACGGCCCGUAAUCGGGACGCGAGGAGACUUUGUUAUAAACACUCGGAAGAGAACCUCGAGGAAGGCGAACGGCGGUUUAGGAACCUUCCGACUCGGUUUAGGAAAC